This is a messenger RNA of Amoebophrya sp. A120, 4976 nucleotides long. The record is from the annotation of a GenBank genome assembly. Lineage: Eukaryota; Dinophyceae; Syndiniales; Amoebophryaceae.
AGUUACGACCCGACGUGUAAACCCAAACCCAACCUCCCUUCCUCCCCGAACGGCUCCCACGCAAAAGCAAAGGACGUAUUCAGUAGUAACAGUAAGUACAAGUAGUAUUACCCACCGUGCUGUUUCUGUAACUAAUCGAAAAAAUUUGGAUAUGGUUAUUCGCCGUGAAGAUAGAACAGUACUUUGUACCCUUUCCGUUGGUGAUGAGGAUGUCAUUAUUUCUACCCAGAUCAUAAAAUUUCCGUUUGAGGGCACAUUAAACCGCGAGAUCGACUCAAAACUGAAACUCCCCCUCAAAUGUUGACACAUUAAUGACGAGGCUGCGUAUAGAAAUUCAAAUUGGGAGCGUCGACGUCCACCGAAGACCCUGGAAAUAGCGGCUCGGUUUUUUCGAUCGUUCGACAAUUAUGUACUAGCGAAAGACGUCUACCUGCUCCUGAUCAUAAUGUUGCAGCUUAAAGACCAGCAGUGCUUCUCGUCUUCUCCGGAUGGCGAACCAAGAACCGUUGCAUUGGAAGUAGAUGCGGAGGCCAGCACGACUGGAAAAAAUCUGCUUUGGAGAAAGGGGACCCCGCCACCUCCUUCUUCUUAUAGCGAUUCUUGCAGUUCGAGUUCCACCACCACUUCCGGCAAUACAAAUUUCUUCUCCACCUACUUCUCAGGAACAACCUCUACCUCGCCGUCCUCCUUCUUUCUGAUCGUGAUCAUCGUUUUGGUACCGCGGCCGUGCUUGGGCGGCCACGAGACAGGUUGGAACGGCUCCUCUGGAGCCAGUGCUACUGCUAGAACUACAUCAACAUCCAGGGCACAGCAGCUUGCGGGACCCAGAAGUGGCUCUGAAGAGCAAAUUUUUAACCACGUGUAUUUGCCUAGUAAUCUUGGAAGCGGUCAAACUCAAACAUUCGAAAGCCUGCUGUAUGUCGACCCAAAUGCUGCAGCUGCGAGAGAUGGAGGAGGGAGGAACUUCGAUGGUAACUACCACGAGAAGAUCGUCUCACCGCACGCUGACACAGGCACAGCCACGGUUUUUACCACGACGCACGCAACGGCACCACCGCCUGAACAACAGACCGGUGGGCCGCGGAAUUUUCAUGAGCACCAGUUUUACGUCAGUGGCGCAGCGGCUUCUACGUCUUCAGCACCUUCUGAUAAUAUUUUGCCGAAAAGUACCGAUCAAAGCGAUGAGGAUGUGGCAACGGUGGUAGAGGAUGGACCUGUACAGGAUGGCGGUGAGGUAGAAUAUUCAGACGCCGUUCUUCAACCCCGCAUAAGAACAAGAGCGACUCUUGCUUCGGUGUCCGACGGUCGUGACGACGACGCGCUCCACGCCCCCGGGCAGAAUCACGAAAGGCAAAAGACCAGCCGGAGUAGGGACCAUUUUGACAUUGCGUCUUCGGGGCGCAAAGACGUCGGCGCUUCGUCCAAUCGACAUCCACCAGGAGUAGACAACCGCCGCUCGUCGCCACCCGCAACGGAAAGAUACAACUUCGAGGAAGACGCGACAGAAUUCGUCAAGCCCAACCUCAUGAGCCUGUUGUUACUUCUGAAGAACUCGACCCAUUUAUCCGUCGAAUUACCUUUAUGGAACACCUUGAUUCUCACCAUUCUUGCUUGCAUCGGAGUGUACUAUCUCUGCAAGGACACCAACCUCCUCCGGUUCUACGACUUUGGCAAUGACCACGACGACCAUUCACACAGCUGCAAGUGCCCGUUUUGUACCAAGAAAUAUGAAUAUGUGGAAGAACAUGAGGAGAAAACGUUGUUGGGAAAAGGCGGCUACGCGUCAGUGUUUUUGAUCCGGGAACGUGGAACUCCGGGUAGUGCUGGGACUACAGCAGCACAGGUCUCCACGAGCACGACGCCAGGCGCAACUAGAGGGAGCGGCAGCCGAGGGAACAAGGGUGCAACCGACAAGAACGGCAAAAACGUUGGUGGCGGUAGUGCCAGCCCGGCGUCUGCGGCGAAAACAACAUCACACAAACCCAACUACAUCGUCGCGAAACGCACUCCAAAAAUCGAAAACAUCGCGCACCUACGAAUUGCAAACGUAUCGUGCAGCUGAGUUGUAAUUGCGUUACAAAUAUAGCUCAAAUCCAAAUGGAAUUUGUCAUGCUGUUUUGCCUUGGGAUGAAGAUGUGUAAUGCAUGAUUGCGAUUUUUAGACUACGAGGAGUGCGAUACUUUUGCAGUGGAUAUCACCUGCAGCGAAUUCAACAGGAGGCGAAAGAGUUACGGAGACUGCAGCACCCGAAUGUCGUGGUAUGCAUUGCAAAUAUGUCUGGGUCUGGAAAGUUGUGAUGCUAAUGUCCGAAUGAUACGCAACCUGUACCUGUAGUAGAGGGGCGCGCAUGACAAGUUUCUGAGCGGCUAUGUCUAGCGUGAAUCGCAUGAAAAGUGGCUUUUUGCAUGACAGACAAGUGGCACUGUAACGCACCAAGCAUGACAGACUUUUCUGUCUUGUCAGCCAAGCAUGACAGACUUGCAUUCUUCGAGGCCCAGACAUAUUUGCAAUGCAUACGUGGCGUACAUUGACGAUUUCGUGCACAACAAAGACAGUGAAAACAAAAAUGGCACAACCGCUAGUGCGACUUCUCUCUCACCACGUGGCAGUGGUAACUCCGGCUACGAGUACUACCUGAUUAUGGAAUAUUGCGACCGGGGAGAUUUGAAAGACCACAUUGACAACUACUACGAGUGGUUUACGGAGUUCGAGGUGUUCAACUACCUGCAGCAGCUCGUUGCCGCUCUUGCGUAUUGCCAUUCCAAAAACGUGAUUCACCGCGACGUGAAGAGUCAGAACGUGUUUUUGACUUCUUCUCCGGGUGCAUCUACGUCCUCUUCUAACAAAUUUUAUACCGGCUCUACUUUUUUGGACAAAAUCGGGCCGUUGACCUUGAAACUUGGGGAUUUUGGACUCUCCUCCUCGAUGGGGAACAGCUUGCCACGACCUGCUGGAGGUCCUGUUCCUGCAGCUGCGCAAUUUCAAAAUCUCGAGCAGCCCCAGCUCCAUUCGCAAGUCGGAACGGACUGUUACAAAGCGCCAGAACUGCUCGGCAGGUCAAGCUACGGCCGGGAAAUUGACGUUUGGGGGAUUGGGUGCGUGUUGUUUGAGCUGUUGACCGGAGAUUUCCUCUGGGAUUUACAGGAUAUUAAGCAGAGAAGAAGCCGGGUGCCGGUGGAUUAUUGGCAAAACCACGGUGAGCAAAAAAUUUCUCCAGCGACCGCUUCGCCACGUGAGGGUCAACUACACAAAGGGGAUGGGACGACAGCAAGAGCCACGGGGCGCAAAACCGGUCAGCAAAACAAGAAGAUGAAAAACAAGCUGAAAUCAGUGGAUGACUUCGACGACGACAAGAUUCUUCUCGACCAGCAACUUCUUUUAGAAACCACUGAGAGUUUCAGCGGGAUUCGAACCACAGAUUCCCUCACCUUCUCCCCACGAGCUGCACAGAAUCUAGACCUGCUGAUGUUCCAGCAGAACAAUAACAAGUUCGGCGAGCACCAGGAGAACUCUUUGUCCUGCGACGGCUUUUAUGGUGCGCCGACCGCAAAGUUGAUUCACCUCGGGGUUCAGAUUUUCGCGGAAGAGAACUACCUACAACGGCUGUUGCAAGCGAACUACCCGCAUUUACAGGAGAAACUGCCCGUGUGGUGGCUGAAAUUGCUCAAAAAGUGCUUGCAGAAGGAACCGAGUAUCAGGCCGAAAUGCGACCAGAUUGCGAAGCAGCUGGUGUCGGUGAGGCAGAACAUGGUACAGAAGAGUGGGAAUUACAGCAAUUACAGCAUCAAUGCGUCCAAUCCGAAGGAACGGUUUGGGGAGAAAUUUCAAGAAUUCUGCCGGAUGAGAGCAGGAAAUAAUGGGUUUUUGGACGAAGAAGAAGAAGAAGGACCAUCUUCGCAAAACUCCAGUGUUGACGCGGAAGAGGAACAAGAAGAGUAUCUUCUCUCGAAAAAAGAUCGGAAAGCCAGUCACAACAGCACGCUAAGCCGGAGUCAAAAAUCAGCGAACUCGAAUGUAGAUAACCACAGUUUUGACGAGCGGCUAAAAAGUGGUAGCAGGAAGAGCUCCCGGAUGAAUGAUUUCGAAUACGAGCUGCAGGGGCUAGCAGUGGAUCAUAGCAAAAAUUCUGGGACGAUUGACCUGUCAACAACAACGUCGCCGCAGAGCUACUUGACCGGCGGAGGAUCCCGGAGGUCUGCUGGGUUGUCCUCGUCGGGCUCUGUGCAAUUAUUCGAACCUCCGGAGGACGACAAUGCUUUGGGGAUCAAAUGGGACAAGCGGAAUAAAAUCAGGGAGUUUGAAGCGAGGUUUUUAAAAGAGGAACUCGAAUUUCAGCAAAAGAACCCGUCUGCGACCCCAACGCCACGGGGGAUGAAUGGAGCAGGCGGGGGUUUUGGAGCUAAGAAUCUCGUGAGUCGGGGAACAACUACCGGUGGUGCGUACUAUCAGGGCCAGCCUCAGCAAGAAGAUGAUUUAGAUUUUUCGUUCCGAUUUAAGAAGGUGUCGAAGACGGGUGGGAGGAGGAGGCGGCGGCAGCUGGAGCAGUAGGGGUUAUUGCUAAUGAAGACUACAAAAUUUCUUUUCCACCUUGAGCAAAACUCCUCAUGACGAGAUCACGAUGGAUAAGAAGGCUGAUGGUGAUGACAUUGAAGACGGAGUGAAAAAACUACAGUAGGAAUUCCUAGAGCCAGAAGGGCAACUGUAUUGCACGUGAAGCAGAAACAGGCCACGCGAUACCAGUAUGAAAUCAUUCGUUCAAGAAGCAUAGGGAUGAAAAUAAAAAAUCAAUGCUGAACAACUUUGAUUUUAGAGGAAAUUAGCUGUUCAUUGUCAUUCUUCUGCGUGCCUGCAAUUUGUUUCGUUUCGGUUUGACAGCUUCGCACACGUGGUGCCGCGCCGAUGUUGUAGGAGAAAAAGACGCAACUCAGGAGGAAAUAUCUUCAUUUUGGUGGAAUUAACUAGGCAGUGAAAGAAAU